Molecule: messenger RNA, 1155 nt
Organism: Heterostelium album PN500
Lineage: Eukaryota; Evosea; Eumycetozoa; Acytosteliales; Acytosteliaceae
Exons: 3
Coding region: 1-1155 (384 amino acids)
Biological process (GO): medium-chain fatty acid biosynthetic process; medium-chain fatty acid catabolic process
Molecular function (GO): monoacylglycerol lipase activity; acetylesterase activity
Source: RefSeq, a predicted model, not a curated record
AUGAAAUCACCAAUCAAUUUAUAUUUUAAUAAAGAAAAUACUGAAAAUCUUAAAAUACUAGAAAAGUGUCCAACUCUCUAUCGUAAACCAAAGGUAGAUGCUAUAAACAGUAAAUCGAAUGAUAAUAACACUACAGCUAGCAGUGAUGAACCAUCGGUUGUGAAUGAUGCAACCUUUGAAACAUCAUUACUGUUGGCCAACACACAUUUUCACUCUUACUACGCAUCCUAUCAUAGAAACCCUCUGAAUCUACCAACGAGAAGAGAGGUACUGAUAGCAGAGGACGGUGGAACUGUCUCACUCGAUUGGUUCACAUUCGACAACGAUAAGAAUUUCAAUGAGGAGACACCGACCAUUCUGAUGCUUCACGGUCUCACCGGUGGAUCACACGAAGUAUACGUACAAUACUGUGCAAAAGAUGCAUACACAAAGAAAGGAUUCAGAACCGUUGUAUUUAACUAUCGUGGUUGUGCAGAGAAUAUUGUAACCGCGGAUCAAACAUAUAGUGCAGCAUUUACAGGUGAUCUUAAAAUGGUUGUAAAACACUUGGUAAAGACGUUGCCAAAGGCAAAGUUAUUUGCUAUCGGAUUUUCUCUGGGAUCGGCAAUCCUCGCAAAGUAUCUCAGUCAAGUCGGAACCGACACACCUUUCAUUGCGAAUUGCAGUGCUUCCAAUCCGAUGGAUAUGAACAAGUCGUCGAUCAAUCUGAAAUCGACGUACAUAAACAACAAGUUCUACAAUGAGAUGUUGGCAAACAACCUAAAGAAUCUCUUCACCAAGUGGGGUGACCGUUUGGAGCAGUUUGCAAAGCGCGAAGACGUAUUGAAAGCAAUGACCAUCAAGGAGAUCGAUGAGUUGAUCACCAGCAAGGUGUUUGGUUACGCAUCGGCCGAGGAUUACUACAAGGAUGGCAGUGCGUGCAAUCAUCUCGAGAAAAUAGAGAAACCGAUUCUCUUUUUGACAUCGACGGACGAUCCGAUUGCUCCAACCUGCGGAAUUCCUUUCGAUAAGUUCAAAGCUAACCCCAACACAAUUUUAGCAACCACCUCCUAUGGUGGUCAUCUCGGAUUCCUCUACGAUCUUACAUCCAAUCAAUCAUGGUUAGACAAUGUAGUAGUAGAAUAUUUUUCAAUAGUAGCUGAUUUUAUAUUUUAA